Molecule: messenger RNA, 1098 nt
Organism: Nicrophorus vespilloides
Lineage: Eukaryota; Metazoa; Arthropoda; Insecta; Coleoptera; Silphidae
Product: nitric oxide synthase-interacting protein homolog
Exons: 6
Coding region: 145-1023 (292 amino acids)
Cellular component (GO): nucleus
Molecular function (GO): ubiquitin protein ligase activity
Source: RefSeq, a predicted model, not a curated record
UCACCCCCUUUCGGAUGGCAGACCUGGAUAGUUGGCAUCAUUGUAAUAUUUUGUAACAGCUGUAUUUAAUAAUUUAGGUUAGUUUAGUGAAUUGACAAACAAAGUGAACAUUGACAAAGUAUAUAUAUAUAUUUUAAAUAAAUUAUGACUAGGCACGCAAGAAAUUGUACAGCUGGUGCUGUAUAUACAUAUCACGAGAAAAAGAAAGAUGCAGCGGCUUCCGGUUAUGGUACCAAUUCCAAAAGAUUGGGCAAAGACUCUGUGAAGGAUUUUGAUUCUUGUUCCCUGUCUUUGCAGCCUUGUCGAAAUCCUGUCAUAACUAAAGAUGGUUAUUUAUUUGAUAAAGAAGUUAUAUUGCAAUACAUUAUCACUAAAAAGAAUGAACACAGCCGUAAACUCAAGGAAUAUGAAAAGCUGAAGAAAAGAGAGGAGGAAGAGCUGCAACAAACUGUUACAAAUGAAACCAACAAGAAGAUAAACAAUUUUGUAAAUUCUGAAAAUAACAUUGUCAGUAAACCAAUUGAUGGCUUUAAGAAUGAUGUUGCUGGUCCCUCCUCAAUCUCAAACAUGGCUCAUGGCAAAGACAAACAUUUGCCCAGUUUUUGGGUACCUGGUCAAAUAAAAAUAGCAGAAAAAUCAAAACUGCAAAAACCAGAAAAUAUUAUUCCUUGUCCAGUGUCUGGCAAACCAAUGAAGGCUAAAGACCUUAUAGAUGUGAAGUUUACAUUAGUGAAGGAUCCUGCCGAUAAAAAAUCAUUGAUUACAAAGGAAAAUCGUUAUAUGUGUGCUGUAACACAUGACAUAUUAAGUAAUUCUGUUCCCUGUGCUGUUAUUAGGACUACUGGGGAUGUUGUGACAUUGGAAUGUGUAGAAAAAAUCAUCAAGAAAGACUGGAUUCAUCCCUUAACAAAUGCAAAACUUAGAGAGAAAGAUAUUAUUAUAAUGCAAAGGGGAGGAACUGGAUAUUCACAGACAAAUGAGAAGUUGGAAGGAAAACAUGAAAGACCUGCAUUACAAGCUUAAUUUUAGUUUAUUUCUAUAAGCAUUGUCAUAAAAUUUAUACACAUUAAAAGAAAUUCAAAGCCUGUUUGAAAAUAC